Messenger RNA from Cylicostephanus goldi, 1007 nucleotides. The record is from the annotation of a GenBank genome assembly. Lineage: Eukaryota; Metazoa; Nematoda; Chromadorea; Rhabditida; Strongylidae.
AUGAUUGCUCUACAAAAUCUCCAAGGAAUCUACAUUCGUGGCACCUACAACUAUCCAGCCAGAGGAGAUGCAAUUUCGAUGGCCGAGGUUUCGCUCGACGUCUCGGUGCCAGAAUCAUCCGAAGCCUCUGGUUCCACAGCCAUCGGGGUGGAGCAGUGCAGCAACUGUCCGCAAGGCUUUGCUGGAUUGUCUUGCCAAAACCCGGCUACGGGAUACUGUAGAAAGAAGCAAAGGGAUUACCUCAACUCCCCAGAUGAUAUGUCACUCGUCGGUUGGUCAGAACCUUGCGCUUGCAAUGGACACUCGGUCACUUGUCACCCAGAGACUUGUGUUUGCACGAACUGUGAACACAAUACCUUGGGCGACCACUGUGAUCAGUGCAAGAGUGGAUACAUUGGGGAUGCUAGACAAGGUGGAGAGAAUGCUUGCACGAAGUGUGCUUGUCCAUUGGUGGAGAACUCGUUCAGUGAUACCUGCGUGGCUGUGGAUCACGGUAGAGGUUAUGUGUGUAACGCUUGUAAGCCUGGUUAUACCGGACAAUACUGUGAAAGGUGGAACUUAGCUCACUGCUCUGCAAGCAUGUCGUGCUCCGAUAAACGAAAUGGUCCGCGUUAUAUGUCGCGCUUGAACUGUGUUGUCGGCUACUUCGGUCAGCCAUCUGUACCCGGAGGUUUCUGCCAAUCCUGCGAUUGUCACCCCGACGGUUCCCUACAUGGUGCUUGCAAUCCCCUCACCGGAGAAUGCGAAUGCCGUCCUGGAGUUACUGGACGUGACUGCAGUCGUUGUCAACAUCGUCAUGCUUUCAUAGGAGGAGUCUGCACAUCGUGUGAUCAAGGAUGCUACUUACCAUUGAUGACGAUGGUGGACGAGUUGGAAGUGACAUUGGCUAAUCAGAAUUUCUCAAAUUUGCGGCCGAUCCCGUGGAAAAGACUGUCUAGAAUUGGAAACAAUACUGAGCGUAAGUGGUUACUGCGCCAUUAUCAUACUUCUGUUCCUGCAUGCUAAAU